Messenger RNA from Erpetoichthys calabaricus (reedfish), 2914 nucleotides. It is a transcript of the gene batf3, whose product is annotated as basic leucine zipper transcription factor, ATF-like 3. Gene Ontology annotation, biological process: regulation of transcription by RNA polymerase II. Gene Ontology annotation, cellular component: nucleus. The coding region runs from base 125 to 469 and encodes 114 amino acids. The transcript has 3 exons. Gene Ontology annotation, molecular function: RNA polymerase II cis-regulatory region sequence-specific DNA binding; DNA-binding transcription factor activity, RNA polymerase II-specific. The record is from RefSeq and is a predicted model, not a curated record. Lineage: Eukaryota; Metazoa; Chordata; Cladistia; Polypteriformes; Polypteridae.
UGCACAGCCUUAGUGUCCGCAGAGAAGACGAAGCGAAUCGUACGUGUCACCGCCGGCGGCUUGCGGCUGAGGAAAGUCUGGUCAGCACCUGCACGCCUGCGCACAAAACUCCGUCUGCUCUCCGAUGUCGGCUAAUAAGGCUGGCGGGCUCGCGAGGGACCUCCUGCUGCGGCACUCCAAACACUUCGAGAGCCUUGAAGAUGAUGACAGGAAGCUAAAGAGAAGAGAGAAGAACAGAGUGGCUGCUCAGAGGAGUCGGAAGAAGCAGACGCAAAAGGCCGACAGACUCCACGAGGAGUAUGAGUACCUCGAGCAUGAGAACAGUUCUUUGCAGAAGGAGGUUGAGAAACUAACCGAUGAACUGAGACGACUCACUGAAGCCUUAAAAGCACACGAGCCACUGUGUCCCUUGCUACACUGCGCCAUAAGUCACAGGCCUGAAGUCAUUACCAACUGCCUACCAAGAUAAGGUCGUAUGGAAGUUCAAACGCAAACACAGGGCCAUUGUGGCCGGACAAUGUUAUGUGAACAUUCUGACAGUGACACGAGAACUGUGCUGUAUGUAGCGAGCACACUCUGCCAUCUUAUCCUUUUAUUGUAAAUUAGAAACUGCAUACUUAGUAUCAUAUAGCAUAGCAGACUUUUAUAGUGUCUUUAUGGAUAAUAUUGAUUAAUUUGGAGCAAGAAAGAAGAAAUCAUGCCAGAAUGCUGGACGGGCUGGUUUAAGCUGGUCUUGACCAACUCAUUUAAGCCAGUAAACCCAACUCCCUUCAUUAAACGUUUAGUGUUAUACAGGUAGGGACUGCAACCUCUGGUAUUGGUGUCUCCAAGUAAAUACCUGAGUGACUUUCACUUGGUUACUCCCAGUAAAUGAGGUUUGAGAUUAAAAGACAGGACAGAAACAGGCAAACAUCCGAGUGUUCACAAAGUACGAUCCUGAUACGUGAAUGACUUAUUUAGUUUGCUUUCAUAAUGAGAAAAAUCCCAGCUGUGUUCCCCAUUGGUUUCCCUUGCUUGUGCAUUCUGACAACUCCUUUACUCGGUUUUUGACCUCAGUGGUUUCACUGCUCCACAACAGGAGAAGGAAGAAGAAGUGUGAAUCGCCACUCCUAUUUCUGUCAUGAACGACAGACUCGCGCUCUGAGGUAACUGUGCUCAGUUCCGCCAGUACCUGAAGCAGCACAUAGCUGACAACGGGGGUUUACUUCCCGUACAAAAGGCCACAGGGCUGACCGCAGUUACUGUAUUUCUUUCAUCUGGAAACUAUCCUUCAGACCAGAAAGCGCUCCAGUAUGAGGACCGUGGGUCUUGCAAGUCUGUAGGACAACGCAGCACUCAUGAUAAAGAAAGAAAUCAAAGCGUGUCCAUCACACAGCCUUGUAGGAAGGCGUCUUUGGCUUGACAUAUGAAUAGCGAGUACGGCAUUACUGAUGAAGAGUGAGUAGAUGGCCCAGUGGUUUGAGGUGCUGCAGCUCAGCUCGUGUUCAAGUGACUGUCUGUACUGUGCACAGGCUCACUCUUCACAGGGGCAGUUUAUUUUACAUGGCGCCUUUCUGGGGCGGAGUGGUGGCUCUGAGGGUUAGGGAUUUGCAUCGGCUAUCAGAAGGUUGCCGGUUUGAGUCCCGUAAAAGCCAGAAGCAACUCUACUCCAUUGGGCCCUUAACCUGCACUUGCUUCAUCCUGGGUGUGACGUUAAUCUGCAUCCUGCCCUGAAGGCAGCUCCUCCAACUUGCAAGGCAAAAUCUGGGGGUUGGUGACAGCCACCGUAAAAAAACCUCCCACUGUUCUGGAGUCACCCGCAGCACUCGGGUCCCAAUCGAGGUGGUCUGUCGUGUGGUGGGUGCGGUAACGUGCUACCAGCGCAUGCUCCAACCUCUGCAGAUGUACAAAGAUACACAAACAUUGUUGCCAUGUACUUUUGUGUGUGCUGAGCAUUAGCAGUUGGAGGUGGCACUUGUGACACUAACCUUAUGAUUUAUGGUAUGGUGACAUAGGCCACAGCUCAUUGUUAGGUUAAAUUGGUGGCCUUAGUUUAGACUUGUAUGGGUUUGUUCAUCCACAUUUUUUCUCUUUGGUGACAUCUUUAUCUUUGUCUGACUCUUUUGUCCCACCUAUAUAGAUUCCCUUUGUCCCAUGGUGUGGACCCUACUUGUUUAGACUCCCAAGUUUGUUUUCUUAUAAUUGUCUCUUGUUUUGAAUGAUUGAGUGUUGUAUUUUGUUCCUCUGAGUGCUACUCUUUGUGUUUGUAAGUGGCCAUGUUGAUCAGCUAGUCAUUCCAUUGUACUGUGUACACCAUCACGAGGGGCCAAUAACGAGUCACACGUGUCAAUGGAAGUUUUGUAGAAAACUGCAGUUCCUGUAAAGAAGAGCACCAAAAAAUGGGUGUGUGCUAUAAAAGUCAGAUUGAGCCCACAAACAAACCCAAAAUGUUAACCAAACGUUGGAGUUUGAAAACACCCAACUAUAACCAACCACAUGUAGUUUCCCUAACUAGUGUAAAGUCUGGCAUGGAUUCAUUGUUUCUUAAAUAUUGUGCGCAGAACCAAGUGCGCCGCCAUCUUAAACAGAGACGUAACACAUCUGUGUCAAUUGCCAACAAUAUGAAAUGAAGUUUGAAAAAAAAUGGUAGCGAGCAAGAGGGUAAGAAAAAAAAAACCGGUGCAGUGAUAGCAGGUAAAGAAAUAACGUUAAAUAAUUUAUUUAAUGACCAUAUUGGAAAAAUAUCAAAAUAAAAUGUAAAAAAAAAUUAAACUUAAAGCCUACUGGAAAAAAAUGUUACAAAGAAUAACAGUCGAUAAACAAGGCAUGACAGUAAGUAACCCGGGUUGAGGGUUUGUUAAUCGCCACUUGUCCGUGUUCCUCUGAGUCUGGAGCUGGGUGCGGAGGCAGGUGAAGGACCACCGGGAGCGAGAGU